GGCAGUGAACGCGCGCAAUGCCGGUUCGGUGCCAGCAGAGCCCGGUGCUGGCAGGUAGCGCCACCAUGGCCACCCUGGGGGCACUGAUGCUAUACCUCACCAAGCCCUUCAACUACGGGAAGCACAUGGAGAUCCCUGCUCCCGGGGGUACCUCCUGCCUGCCCGCCCGCACCGCCUGGUUCCUGCAGGAGCUGCCCGCCUUUGUGGUGUCCGCAGGGAUCCUCGCCUGGCAGCCCCGCUCUCUUUUCGGACCGCCUGGGACUUUGCUUCUGGGCCUCUUCUGCGCACAUUACUUUCACAGGACUUUUAUUUAUGCAUUGCUCACCAGAGGGAGACCUUUUCCAGUUGUCCUCCUUUUCAGAGGAAGUAUCUUCUGUGUUGGAAAUGGGUUCCUUCAAGCCUACUAUCUGAUUUACUGUGCAGAAUACCCUGAAGAGUGGUAUGCUGACAUCCGGUUUAGCCUGGGUAUCUUCCUAUUUAUUUUGGGAAUGGGAAUCAACAUUCACAGUGACUAUAUAUUGCGCCAGCUCAGGAAGCCUGGAGAACUCACCUACAGGAUUCCACAAGGUGGUUUGUUUACAUAUGUUUCUGGAGCCAAUUACCUUGGCGAGAUCAUUGAAUGGAUCGGCUAUGCCUUGGCCACUUGGUCCCCUCCAGGACUUGCGUUUGCCUUUUUCUCACUUUGUUACCUUAGCCAGCGAGCUUCUCAUCACCACAGGUUCUACCUCAAGAAGUUUGAAGACUAUCCCAAGUCUCGGAAAGCCCUUAUUCCAUUCAUCUUUUAAAGAAACCAAAUAAAAAAAGGAGCAAAGCUACCAUAAUACCAAGAUGCUGACUCUCAAGAUGCUGCAACUAUAAUUUGUAAAGUUUCAUUAUAUAAGUAUGUAUGUAUAAAAUGUGGUAGUUAUUGUUCUGCCAACUGGCUUGGGGAUUCUGCGUGAUGCAGAAUCUAUCCUGAUCUCCUAUUGGAGUUUCAUUUUCCAAGUGGAGACAUUUUCUUCUUAGCUAUGCCUCCUAGAAAGUGUAGAACUUCCUUUAUUUUUUUUAAAAAUGGCUAAUCCCAGUACCUGUUGCUUUUUCCUUCUCUGUAUCAAUGCAGGACAACUCUGUAGCCAAGAGUUUUUGAGGUGAGGGCAGUGCUUAUAGAAUUUAUGAACAGCAUACAUUUUAAACCUAUGCAGAGUAGCAGAGGAUUAAAUUCCAAAGCCAUGUAUGCUCAGAGCACACCCACUCCUCAAUGAAAACCUAGUCACAUCUUCCUUUUCCUUAGUUAAUUAGGAAAGAUGUGAAAGGACUGAGUCAUAUCUGCCUCCUUACAUUGCCAAAAAAUGUACUGACACAUUGACCCCACUUCAAGUUUGUACAGUGUCUUAAUCAAGGGGUGCCUCAGUCUUCCAGAAGAUUCCACAGUCCCCAUUAGAGAUAUCAACCUAACCCAGAAAACUAGUGUGACCUUCUUGAAGGUCAGCUGUGUUGUUUUGUUUUUGCUUCAUGUUUCUGGGGAUCAAACCCAGGGCCUCAUGCAUGCUAGCAAGUGCUCUACUGAUGAGCUGUAUCCCCAGCCUGAAGUUCAGAUUUUAAAGACAAAGAAAAGAAUAUGACCCUGAAUGGCUACUGAGAGAGUAAAGAAGUGCUUUGCAAAGGCUGGAUGGACAACAUGGCGGCGGGCGGAGAGGCAGCGCUUUCAAUACCCCCUCAGGGAUGGGGUCAUAAAGACACAUAGAUAACGCUUAGAUUCUACCAACGGAGAAUCUCUUAGCAAAAUUCCACUGAAGAGAGACCAGCCGGUCUUUUAAG
Molecule: messenger RNA, 1797 nt
Organism: Ictidomys tridecemlineatus (thirteen-lined ground squirrel)
Lineage: Eukaryota; Metazoa; Chordata; Mammalia; Rodentia; Sciuridae
Gene: Srd5a2
Product: steroid 5 alpha-reductase 2
Biological process (GO): steroid biosynthetic process
Cellular component (GO): membrane
Molecular function (GO): 3-oxo-5-alpha-steroid 4-dehydrogenase activity
Source: RefSeq, a predicted model, not a curated record